UUGGAUCCGAACUCUGACAAUUGACGCAAUGAGCCAGUCUCAGCCUACCAAUGCCACACAGGCCAAAGAGCGCCAUUACGCCCACCUAGCCAACUCCCUCACUCGACUUUCUCAGGCAGUCGGCCAGACAGCUGAUCUCUUUGGACAAAUGCAACGGGACUUGGACUCUAUGAGGACACUGGCUGGCAUUCAUGCCUCUCAGUUCAUGACUGUCGCUCAAGAGUUAAAUCCUGAUCAAGGGGAAGAGGAAGAGGAAGAUCACUGAUGGACCUCACCACGCAUUAGAUGAUCUCGCAUUAGAGCAUUCAAGACCCACGCGCAAGCUUCUCAUACUCACUAGCAGAGUCACCAGAGGAAUUCUCUCCCGAAUACCAACAGAAACCACGCUGCGAUUCCCCAAUCAUCAUGUCUGGCUUAUGGACAAUGGGUUGGAAAGAAGGAUCGCUUGCAGACUUGAUCAAUCCAGUGACGUUUAUACUGCGACAAACAUUAUGCGCUGGGACUACCGGUGGAUAGUCAUCUCUGUGGGAUCAAAGAGGCUGCCGGCCGUGUCGUAUGUAUUUUUGAAGGCUUGGACUAAUCAUACAAGACAAAUAAUAUUGCAUGAGAGGGUCGCUCAUCGUGUUUGGACAUUUACCGCAUGUUAUCAUCAAU
Stereum hirsutum FP-91666 SS1 is the source of this 654-nucleotide messenger RNA. RefSeq lists its product as uncharacterized. Gene Ontology annotation, cellular component: DASH complex. Lineage: Eukaryota; Fungi; Basidiomycota; Agaricomycetes; Russulales; Stereaceae. The record is from RefSeq and is a predicted model, not a curated record. The transcript is spliced from 4 exons. Bases 29 to 265 code for a protein of 78 amino acids. Gene Ontology annotation, biological process: attachment of spindle microtubules to kinetochore.